AUACCCUUGAUGUAAAAAAAAUUAUUUUCAGCAAACAAAGCGGGUCGAUUUCUCUUGGAAUCCUCACUAUGAAGAAUCGUUCAACUUUUACGAUAGUAAACUGCUGGAGGAUACCAAAAAUGGUGUGCCAGAGGUUACGGAAUUUUGGCGUAAUUUGGCUUUAUGCCAUACAGUGAUGCCAGAACGGGACAAGGGACAACUGGUCUACCAAGCUCAAUCUCCGGACGAAGCAGCGCUCACCUCCGCUGCACGCAACUUCGGUUACGUAUUUCGAGCUCGUACUCCGCAGUCAAUAACCAUCGAGGUUAUGGGUAAGGAAGAGGUUUACGAACUUUUGUGCAUCCUUGAUUUCAACAAUGAACGUAAGCGAAUGUCUGUAAUCACAAAGAAUUCGCAAGGAAAGAUUCGUCUGUACUGUAAAGGAGCCGAUAUGAUGAUUAUGGAAAGACUGAAGCACUCCACCUCCCCAUUGCUUGUCAGCUCCACCAACACUCACCUUGCUGAAUUCGCUAAUAUCGGUCUUCGUACUCUUUGCCUAGCAUAUAAGGAUAUCGAUCCAGCUUAUUACGAAGAUUGGAUUAAGCGUCAACAAGCUGCUGCUGUUGAUAUGUACAAUCGAGAGAAAAAACUUGACGAGAUCUAUGAGGAGAUGGAGCGGGAUAUGACACUAAUCGGAGGAACAGCUAUAGAGGACAAGCUCCAGGAUGGAGUUCCGGAAGCAAUUGCCCGAUUGGCUGAGGCAAAUAUCAAGAUCUGGGUUCUGACCGGUGACAAAACAGAAACAGCCAUAAACAUCGCGUACUCAUGUCGCUUGCUUACGGACGAUAUGAAGGAGAUAGUGGUGAUCGACGGUCAGACCCAUACCGAGGUGGAAGUGCAGUUGAAGGAUACGAAGACCACUUUCGACCGUAUCAUGAACACCGCGGUGAGCUCAUCUCGACUGCUGAAUCCAAUGGAUGGUUCAGCGACGGAACUUCUAUCGCUUUUUCCUCGUUCUCUACCUUUUCCACUGUUAAAUGUCGGCAUUUUUCGGUUAGCGACGACCUCGUCAGCUCGUUAA
Molecule: messenger RNA, 1060 nt
Organism: Strongylus vulgaris
Lineage: Eukaryota; Metazoa; Nematoda; Chromadorea; Rhabditida; Strongylidae
Source: the annotation of a GenBank genome assembly